Messenger RNA from Corvus hawaiiensis (hawaiian crow), 2171 nucleotides. RefSeq names its product nitric oxide associated 1 (gene NOA1). NCBI's taxonomy places the organism in Eukaryota, Metazoa, Chordata, Aves, Passeriformes, Corvidae. The transcript has 7 exons. The record is from RefSeq and is a predicted model, not a curated record. Gene Ontology annotation, molecular function: GTP binding. Bases 3 to 1877 code for a protein of 624 amino acids.
CCAUGCUCCGCCUGGGCCCCGCGCUCCUGGCCCGCCUGGCCCGCGCCCAGCCCCGCGCCCCGCCGCGGCGGUGCGGGGCGGCGGCAGCAGCGGGCGGUGGCGAGGAGCAGGAGCGCUUCGUCUUCCUCGAGUACGAGCCGGACCCGGCUGAGAGGGCGGCGGCGGCGGCGGCGGCGCUGCGCCGGGAGCGGGAGCCGAAGCCGCGGCGGGGGCGCGGCGCAGCGGCGGCAGUACCGAGCCUGUCCGACCCGUCGGUGCCGCCGAGCGGCGUGAGCUGCUCGGGCUGCGGGGCCGAGCUGCAGUGCGGGGAUGGCGGCGCGCCGGGCUUCGUGCCGGCCGAGAAGUACCGCAGCCUCCUGUCCGAGGGCCCCGCGGCGCUGCGCGGCGCCGUGUGCCAGCGGUGCUGGGCGCUGGCGCACCACGGGAGCGCCCUGCGGCUGCGGCUGCCGCCCGACGAGCACCGCCGCGUGCUGAGCGCGGCCCUGCGCCGCCCGCCGCGCCACGGCCGCGGGCCGCUGCUGCUCUACGUGCUGGACGUGAUGGAGCUGCCCGACCCGGUGCUGCCGCAGCUGCCGGCGCUGCUGGGCCCCGACGUCCCCGCCGCGGGCGUGCUGGUGGUGGGCAACAAGGUGGACCUGCUGCCCGCGGACUGCCGCGGGCACCUGGGGCGGCUGCGGGAGCGGGUGGCGGCGGCCUGCGCCCGGGCCGGGCUGCGGGGAGCCGCGCUGGUGGAUAUCCGCCUGCUGAGCGCCAAGACGGGCUUCGGUGUGGAGGGGCUGGUCAGCCGGCUGCAGCGCUCCUGGAAGUGUGCUGGCGAUGUCUACCUGCUGGGUGCUACUAACUCUGGCAAGUCUACUCUCUUCAACACCCUGCUGCGCUCCGACUACUGCAAGUCCCGCGCCCCCGACAUCAUCGACAGGGCCACCGUGUCCCCGUGGCCAGGAACAACACUGAACCUGUUGAAAUUUCCAAUUAUUAACCCUACGUGUGACAGGAUAUUCCGAAGGCAGGAGAGGCUAAAACAAGAGGCAACAAAAACAGAAGAUCAGCUAAGCAGUGAAGAAAAAAACCACCUUAAUCAACUUAAAAAGCAAGGUUACGUAGUGGGAAGAGUUGGAAGAACAUUUCAACAGCAGAAGUCUUGCUCUGAGAUUGACUUCGACCCUGACAUGCUCUCCUACAGCAUGGAUGAAGAUCCCAGAGAUCCCCCUAAGAUGCAUGAGGAAAGGGAGGAGUUCACACACAAUGAAGUGAAAGAUGCUCGAUGGUGUUUUGACACUCCAGGAAUUGUAAAGGAAGACUGUGUUUUAAAUCUCCUGACAGAGAAGGAAGUAAAGCUGGUUUUGCCAUCACAUGCCAUUGUUCCACGGACCUUCAUUCUCAAGCCAGGAAUGGUCUUAUUUCUAGCAGCCUUGGGACGUAUAGACUACUUAGAGGGGGAUAAGCCUGCCUGGUUUUCUGUCUUGGCUUCCAAUCUGUUGCCAGUCCACGUAACUAUGCUGAGUAAUGCUGAUGCUGUCUAUGAGAAGCACACAGCCCAAGAGUUCCUAAAGGUUCCCAUGGGUGGGGAAGAGAGAAUGAAAGAGUUCCCCCCACUUGUCCCGCAGGACAUUACACUGAAGGGAAUUGAUACCACUGAGGCAGUUGCAGAUAUCAAGCUUUCCUCUGCAGGCUGGGUGGCAGUGACGGCUCACGCGGAAGAGGAAUUGCUGCUCCGAGCCUACACUCCCAAGGGCACUGCGCUGGUGGUGCGGGAGCCUCCGCUUUUGCCUUACAUCAGUAGCAUCAGAGGGGCACGGAUCCCAGGCACUCCUGCCUACAGGACCAAAAAGCCUCCCUCCUUUGUGGAAAACCUAAGAACUGGGGGAAGCAGAUAGUGUUUCUCAUCAUCUGAGCAAGGCAGAAGACAGAACAGCCCCUGGAGAACCUUGUGGCUUAUUGGUAUUCAGAAAACCUUGGACUUGUUCUUAAAGGCCAGCAGAUACAUUUUGGAAAGCUGGGUGGGAGCUCUGCAAGUCCACAUCUGAUCCAGCAGAAUGAACUGCAGCCCUUUGGAAUGAACUGAGGGGCUGGGACCUUGCUGUGGGAGGGAAAAGAGCUUCUCCUUGGGAUCUGCAUCAAUGGGCAGAUCCCUUUACCUGUCCCCUCUUGAAAUACAGGGUGGAAACUCA